AACGAUCGGGGAACGUACUCAGCGCGUGAGGAACGUGUGAGGAACGAACUAACAGGUAACGAUCGAGUAGCAUACAGCGUAACAAUCGAGUAACGUACGUCCCUCGAUCACGUCACGCAUGUCAACUGCAUAAAAAGGUUGCUGCAAGGACUACCCUGCAGGCUCCACCGCAUCCUCUACUGCAUCGACCUCUACUCUACAACCACAUGAUAUGAAAAAGAGAGCCAAGAAGACUCAGUUUUGUUUGGAUCCUGAAGAAGAACAGAUAAUGUGUGACUUUGUGAGAGAAAAUGACAUACUGUGGAAUGUAAAGAAGAAUGACUACAGACGUGUUGACAAGAAAACCAAAUUAUGGGAAGAUCAGGCUAAAAUUAUGGGAAAAACAGUGGAUCAUCUGCAAGGGUGGUUUCGCUCCCUGAGGGAUGCCCACACACGUCUUCAGAAGAAGAAGAGUGGGGAUGGAACGCCAGACUUCACAGAGAGAGAGCAAUGGAUAUUGCAAAGUUUCGAGUUCUUGAGGGCAGUUGUCAAACAUCGGCCAGAGCCAGUUAAGAGUGUCAAGGCAACAAUUGUGGCUCAUCGAGGCAACCUAGAAGCAGCCGAGGAGGCCUGCGCCGACCUUUCUGCAGAAAACGGAUCACCCUACCCAGGUUCCUCGUCCUCUUCCCAGCGAAAGGGGAGGUGUGGCCAGGAGGAGGACGACAUUCUCCUGUCCCUUCAAAAGAGGGUAAAGGAGUCGGGAGAGCUCCUGCAGGCUCUUGCAAACCCCAGGGAAUCCAUAACGGAAACUGCAGCAUUCGCCAAUUAUGUCAGGGACAGCCUCAUAACUAUGCCAAAGCGGAAGUUCAAGAAAGCCCGCACACAGAUCAACGCCAUAUUGACCCAUUUGAUGAGUGAAGACAGUGACGAGGAAGUGCAUACAAUCCGCACGAAUGCUGUGCCUGUUUCUGGUGUUGUGCAGCAUCCUUCAGCCCCACCCACAGCUUCCACAAGUUACAAAACACCAUCGGAGCUCUGUUAACCCCCUCCCCACAUGUGGACGCCUCAGCCUCCUGCAGCAUCGGUCUGGGGGUCACAGACGGCCGAUUAUGUCCAUCAGUAUCUCCAGCUGCCUCUAGAACCGCAAGUUCAGCAGAAGCAGUCUCAAGAUACCCAGCAGAGUCCCAGCGGAACGGCCACUAGCAGUCACAGUUUUGGUAACCUUUCAGGGCUGUCUGCGGUGCUUGACUUAUCUGGCCUUGAUGGUACAAGCAGCCCCAGUGAGCACCCUAGUGUGGAAAUCAGUACCCCUCAACACCUAUGAGAGAACUAGUGACAGUUUUGUGCCAUAGACAGUACUCAUAUUUGUCAUGUCAUCAGUUGUAAACGUUGCAGUUUUCAUUUCGUGUAUUUGUAGUCAUGUGGUCUGUUGUAGUACAAUGUGGCCUUUCGACUUAUUAGAAUUUGCUGUGCCAAUUUAUCAGUUGAGACUUAGACAUAGUUUGUCAGUUUGAAACUUCAUUGGAUAGUAAAAUUUUUGAACUGCA
Molecule: messenger RNA, 1526 nt
Organism: Penaeus chinensis
Lineage: Eukaryota; Metazoa; Arthropoda; Malacostraca; Decapoda; Penaeidae
Exons: 2
Coding region: 212-1021 (269 amino acids)
Biological process (GO): regulation of transcription by RNA polymerase II
Cellular component (GO): nucleus; transcription regulator complex
Source: RefSeq, a predicted model, not a curated record